AUGAUUUCGCUGCUACAGUCCCCGGUGCGGCGGUACGGUCUUCUGGCCGUCUCGGCAAUCAUCCUCCUCGCCACGGUAUACCGUCUCUAUUUCAACUCCAAUCCUCUCCCACAAGUUGUCCGUCCCAGCGGCAGCAGUCCGGAUAAUAGCAGCCCCAAGGGGAACGAACAGGAAACGGGACGAUACGGCCAUGACGACGCGGACGCUGUUCCGCACCCGAUCGACGGCUUAAUCCGCAACGCAGAGCAGGAAUGGGACCGCCUCCUCACGAAGCAGGUAUACAACCUCACUGACGCAGCUGCACAAUAUCGACAGCGCCGCGGUCGCCACCCACCCCCAGGCUUCGACAAGUGGGUGGAAUUUGCGCGGCAAAAAGACGCCGUUCUCAUCGAGGACCUCUUCGACCAACUCUACGAUGACUUAAGUCCAUACUGGGCCCUCGACCCCAAGACCAUGCAGAAACAGGCAUCGGGUUGGGAGCCGCGCAUCAUCGUGCGCAACCACACACUCAGCUCCGUCGGUCGCACGGGCGUCAACUGGCUAGAAGUCUGGAUGGAUCUCAUCUCGACCAUUGCCGACUUCCUCCCGGACAUGGAUAUCCCAUUGAACGGCAUGGACGAGCCCCGCAUCAUCAUCCCCUGGGAAACGCUCUCUGAGUACCGUGAGAAGGACCGCGCAAGCCAGACACUGCUUGACCCUGCCACCGCUGUCGACCAGUACAUGGCCUUGCCCGCCUACGACGAGGCGCAUCCGAACGAACCCUUCCAACCGCCAUUCGACGGCGCCGACAAACCCUUCUGGGAGAUCAUGCGCAACGCAUGUCCCCCCGAAAGCCCGGGACGAAACAGCAACAUCCCACACAUGGACUUCGCCAACCCGCCAAGCGAGUUCUUCAAUUACCGCAACUUUUCCAAGACAGGGUAUAUCGAGGACUUCGAGCGCUCCAAGGACCCAUGUUGGCGCGCAGAGCUACAAGCCCUGCACGGCAGUUUCAUCGAGCCAACGUCCACAUCCACCACGCAUGAACUCGUCCCUCUUUUCGGCGGCUCGAAGCUGACCGUCAACAACGAGAUCCUCAUCCCACCGGCCGUAUACUGGGACGACGACCCACGGUACUCAGGCGGGUGGAAGAACCAAGGCGGCUCCUGGUCCGACAAGAAGGACAUUGUGUACUGGCGCGGAAUCGCCAGCGGCGGACGCAACCGCAUCGACACCUGGACAGGCUACCAGCGCCACCGACUCGUCUCCAUGCUCAACGGGACAGAAGUGUCCCUGACGAACGGCUCCAAAUCCGCCGGUGUCAACUUCCGUCAGCCGGACUAUCAGUACUACAACGUCUGGGCAGGACUAGAUGGCACUUUGCCCGAGUAUCUGAACGAACACUGCGACCUCGGCUUCCUGGAUCUCUGCUGCUUUCCCCGCGAAGACGGCAAGCACUGCUCAUACACCGACCCACACUAUAAGAUCGUGGAAGGCCUGCCCAUGAAGAAAAUGUACCAGUUCAAGUAUCUGCCAGACAUCGACGGGAACUCUUUUAGCGGGCGCUAUCGCGCGUUCUUGCUGUCGACUUCUUUGCCUAUCAAGGCGACCGUAUAUAAGGAGUGGCAUGACUCGAGACUCAUCCCGUGGGCGCAUUUCGUGCCCAUGGACUCGCUGUACAUGGAUAUUUAUGGCAUUAUUCAGUAUUUCAUUGGGUAUAAGGGGCGGAAUGGACAUGAUGGGCAGGCGGAGAAGAUCGCCUUGAAUGGGAAGAGUUGGGCCGAGAAGGUUUUGAGACAGGAGGAUAUGCAGCUUUAUGUCUAUCGGUUACUCUUGGAGUAUGCCCGACUGUGUGAUGAGAGGAGGGACAGUUUGGCUUACGUGGGUGAUUUAUUAUGA
Molecule: messenger RNA, 1878 nt
Organism: Aspergillus bombycis
Lineage: Eukaryota; Fungi; Ascomycota; Eurotiomycetes; Eurotiales; Aspergillaceae
Product: endoplasmic reticulum-resident kdel protein
Exons: 1
Coding region: 1-1878 (625 amino acids)
Source: RefSeq, a predicted model, not a curated record